Eupeodes corollae is the source of this 2257-nucleotide messenger RNA. It is a transcript of the gene Usp12-46, whose product is annotated as ubiquitin carboxyl-terminal hydrolase 46. Gene Ontology annotation, cellular component: nucleus; cytosol. NCBI's taxonomy places the organism in Eukaryota, Metazoa, Arthropoda, Insecta, Diptera, Syrphidae. Gene Ontology annotation, molecular function: cysteine-type deubiquitinase activity; cysteine-type endopeptidase activity. The transcript is spliced from 3 exons. Gene Ontology annotation, biological process: protein deubiquitination. Bases 947 to 2014 code for a protein of 355 amino acids. The record is from RefSeq and is a predicted model, not a curated record.
UUUUCACGAUUUUUAUUCCGACCACCAUCAACGAUGUAGUCUUUUUCCGUGUCCGUGACAACGACAGAAAUAAUUUUUGCAAAAUAAACCACAAAAAAGAAAACCUUCUACUAAACUAAACAAAUAAACCCCAAGAACUUCAUCAAACCUAAACGAAAAUUCGCAAAAACCUUAAUCUUUUAAACUCAAAAUAUUCGUAUUUCUACUUAAAAGUUUUAAAAUAAAAAGAAAAAAAAAACUUGCGAAACAGCUUUGUAAACAAAACCAAUUUUUGUCUGCCCCAAGAAAACGACGACGACAAAAUAAAAAGAAAAGAAAAUUUAAUUUUUUUCGUAUUUUCGCAAAGCUUGAAGUUCUGUUUCUGUGUUUUCUCUGAUUAUUCUUCCUUUUCAUCUCCAUUGUUAUAUUUUACACAAGAAAAAAUAAAGAAAAAUGUUUAUAAUUCGAUUGUUUGUAAAUCAUAAUCAGUGGAAGGGCAAUUAAAUUAAAAUAAAAUUGUUUAAUUGCUUCCGAACAUAAUUUUAAUUUGUUUUUUGUGGAAUUGGAAUUAACCAAGUUAAAAAAUAAUGAAAGAACUUUGUCGUUGCAAAAAAGGCAAAGCUUCAAACUAAAUUUCUAUGUAAAACUAAAUAAGCACUCACAAAAAUUAAAAAAAGAAAAUAUAAACUAGCUUUUGUAGAUGUUGAAUUAGUAGAAAUUUUUAGUGCUGGAUGCUUGCAUUCUAAUUGAUGAUUAACAAUAAAUAUACACGACUUGAUUUUGUGUUUCAAAUUCCGUCAGAUACAGAUUGCUCAAACAAUACUGAGACAAACAAAUAAAACAUGUUUCGAGUCAUUUUAUGACUUCACUUUUAUCUCAAAACUGAUGUCGAAGAUUCUUAAAUAUUAAAUCAUUUUAAGUAUCACUUAAAUAAAAACACAAAAGUAUAAAACAAAAAAUCAAAAACAUGGGUGCCAAUGUGUCACAACUAGAACGAGAAAUAGGGAGCGAAUUAUUCCCCCCGAACGAACGAUAUUUCGGCCUUGUUAACUUCGGCAACACAUGUUACAGUAAUUCGGUGUUGCAAGCCUUAUAUUUCUGUAAGCCAUUCAGAGAGAAAGUUCUGGAGUACAAGGCAAAGAAUAAACGCUCCAAGGAGACACUCCUCUCGUGCUUGGCCGAUUUGUUCUAUAAUGUUGCAACCCAAAAGAAAAAGGUCGGUUCAAUUGCCCCGAAGAAGUUCAUUGCCCGCUUGAGAAAGGAAAAAGAGGAGUUCGACAAUUAUAUGCAGCAAGAUGCCCACGAGUUUCUGAAUUUCCUAAUAAACCACAUAAACGAGAUCAUUCUGGCGGAACGCAAUACGGGCAAGGGAAAGAACGGAAACAACAAUGGAACAACAAAUGAAGGUCCCACCGAACCCACCUGGGUCCAUGAGAUUUUUCAAGGCAUUCUAACCAGUGAGACGCGUUGCCUGAACUGUGAGACAGUGAGCAGCAAAGACGAGAACUUCUUCGAUCUACAAGUCGAUGUGGACCAGAACACGAGCAUCACCCAUUGCCUGCGAUGCUUCAGCAAUACAGAAACGCUUUGCAGUGACAACAAAUUCAAAUGUGACAACUGCUGCAGCUACCAAGAGGCUCAGAAGAGAAUGCGCGUCAAGAAGCUGCCAAUGAUUCUUGCCUUGCACCUUAAACGUUUCAAGUACAUGGAACAGUUUAAUAGACACAUUAAAGUUUCACAUCGAGUGGUGUUCCCAUUGGAACUGCGUCUAUUCAACACAUCUGAUGACGCUGUGAAUCCUGACCGCCUGUACAACCUUAUGGCUGUUGUAAUCCAUUGUGGAUCUGGGCCAAAUCGUGGCCAUUACAUAAGCAUUGUCAAAAGUCAUGGCUUGUGGCUGCUGUUCGACGAUGAUAUGGUCGAUAAGAUCGAAGCUUCAACAAUUGAAGAUUUCUACGGACUUACCUCAGACAUUCAGAAGUCCUCCGAGACGGGAUAUAUUCUCUUCUAUCAGUCAAGAGAUUGUGCGUCAUAAAACCAUUUUAUAGGUUUAUUGUUUAUGAUUUGUAGUUUUGAGUUAAUUUUCUUUUGUUUAUAAUUUGUUUGAUUUGUUUAAAUUUAAAAGUUUGUUCUCUUGGAGAAGAAAAAAAAAGUAAUUUCAAAGUAAACUGGAGGGUUUACCUUAUUUAUGCAGCUCAUUUAUAAUUUUCAAAAUAAAGUAAAUAAUACUAUUUGAUGUAAUGUUGUUAUAAAUAUUAAAUAUUAUUAUUGAUUGACU